UUGAUUUUAGGGAUUUUCCUCCAAUACGGACAUGCACUUUGGGUGCAUUUUCGUCUUUUCCCUCCGGCUGCACUCGUCGUCACCGGUUGAUCUCGGUGCUGAGAAAUGGAAACAUCAGCAAGCGCCAUUCCGUUUUUCUCUGCCCAUAAUCGAUGUGUCAUAGGUCAAGUCGAUGAGAUACCACUGGCAGUCUCUGGCGACCAGUUGACGCCGUGUCCUCCGACGCACCACCGGCGACCACCGGCGACCACCUCCCUCGAGGAGCUCCCAGUUGCAUAAUCCAAGGUGUGACUCCAUCGGGCACCAUCUUCGUCUUAGAGCGAUACCUGCAUAAUGGCUCGGCCCACCACGAGGAGGCGCCACUCGGACCUGAUUAGAUUCGAGUCCGUCGCCAGGAUUUCGAGUUUCCCUCUGGUCGAGAGCAGCAUUCACAUCGUCGGAAAUGUCUACGACAGGAUCAAGCGCUCGAAUUCCUUGAUGAGCUGGAGCCUCGAAACGGCGGAGCACUCUUUGACGAUAGCGACUGCAUCGGCGAGGCCAGCGAUCUUUGCACUAAACGGCCCCAUAUCGACGAUCGAUAUGCUGUUGUGUAGAGGAAUAGAUAUCGUCGAGCAGAGAGUACCAGCGGUCCAUCUUCCUCCGCAGCUUAUCUACUGGAACACCCGGGAGUACGUGAACAACAAGUUCGUAAGGCCGGUGCUGAUAAGAGCCGGUAGCAUGAAGCAGAUCGGCAGCCAAGCCGCGAAUGCAGCAGCGGAUAGAUUGGACGGUGCCCUGACCGUCGCCGAUAAGUACGUCGAUCGGUUCCUGCCGGCAGACCCUGCUGAUAAGGCUGCGGAAGAAGUGUCCACGGAUUCUAACCCAGGGGAGCCCGUCAGCAAGACCGCGCGCACGAUCAAGCAUGGCGCCCGAUUUUCCCGGAAGUUGCAGAAGCGAUUGACGCGCCGCACCCUGGCGGAGGCUCGAGCUUUGAAGGAACAAGGAACGGAGUGCAUUCACGUGCUGCUGUACGUGGUGGAGCUGCUCGCGACAGACCCGAAGUUGGCCCUGAAGAAGGCCAAGGAGCUCUGGGCGACGUUGAGCCUCCCGGAGCCCGAGAAUCAGGCUCGCCCUGCCACCCUGGAACAGUUGCUGGUCCUCCUGACAAGGGAAUCUGCUCGUCGUCUCGUGCAUCUCGUCAAUGGAACCGCAGCAUUGGCUGCGAGGACGCCUCGCCGUUUGGCAACCAUUUUCGUCAACGUCUCGCACAGAUUGCUGGCUCUUCUGGAAGCCACGAUAAAGAUAAUUCCUGCGAAUCGUGGACGGGAUGCUGCAUCUUCUCAGGUGUCCAUGGUGCACGAGGCGAUCGUCAGGCUGAGCGAUACCACGAAUUUGUUCUUGGAACAACUCGCAGCAUUCCUGGCUGGUCGACCGGAGCCGCAGAAGAUGAGCCAGAAGAGCCAGAAGAACCACAACAACCACAUGGUGACAUCGAGCCAACCCGUGAACGGCAUCGAGUAAUGGGGACCAUAAGAAGGAGAGACGUCCAAGCCGUAUCCGCAGCAUCUCCUGGGUUUACUAAAAGCUCGACGUCUAAUUGCGUAUCGUACUUUAUCAUUAAGGUGAAGUGAAACACCUCGAGGAACUUGAUCGACGUCGGUAAAAAAGAUCUUCUUAAAUGCCUACUUUUUUAUAUCGACAGCUGGAUCGAAUUAUAUUGGGUAUUGUACCAAAUGGUAUACUCCAUCUGUCGUUUUCCUACAAUAAUUAUAAAGUGAUCCAAGUAAAGCUCUAGAAGUCCUUAGGAUUCGUGGUUUCCGAGGCCCUAAUUGACUGCAGAGGGACCCCCUGCGCCAUCUGUGAUUACCAGGUCAACUAAACUUUCACUCCGAUACCUUGCAUUACCAUCGUUUUGGCACAGAAGCGCAGAAGAGCCUUUUUUUGCCUUUAUCCCGUUCAAAUGCGAGUUCAUCGAUUACCAGAGUGUUCUAAAUUGUCGUUAAAUUGUCCUGAUCCUUUCGU
Molecule: messenger RNA, 2001 nt
Organism: Orussus abietinus
Lineage: Eukaryota; Metazoa; Arthropoda; Insecta; Hymenoptera; Orussidae
Gene: Lsd-1
Product: lipid storage droplets surface-binding protein 1
Exons: 8
Coding region: 334-1500 (388 amino acids)
Biological process (GO): lipid storage; positive regulation of triglyceride storage
Cellular component (GO): cytosol; lipid droplet
Source: RefSeq, a predicted model, not a curated record